UUCUCUUUCACUCACCUCUCAUUCGAGAUGGAUGCUUUCUGGGCGGCACCUCCGGUGUCUCGAACGAUCACGGCCUUGACUCUCGUUCAAUCGGUUCUGGUUCAUGGCGGCCUUCUCAGUGGAUAUUAUGUUGUCUUUCUGCCAAGGCUGCUGUGGAAGCUACCUCCCCAGAUCUGGCGUCUGGUCUCAUCGUUCAUGCUAACCGGCGGCAAUAUCGCGUUCAUCUUUGAUCUCUAUUUCAUGUACUAUUAUGGCAGUUCUCUGGAAACCGCGUCGCCUCGGUUCACCCAGCCAGAAGAUUUCUUCACCUAUCUGGUCUUUGUAGCCUCUGUGAUCUUGGUAAGUGACUCGCUUGAACCGGGAUUUAUCUCGAGAGAGUCUGGUUUUCGUUUUCUGUUUUAUUGCUUGCCUUUCCUUUUCAUUCAAACACCUCGCAUUAUCUGCCCGCCCAGCCAAAAACUAGCUGAAGCGCUCACUUCAGGCUGUCUCCUCGGCAAUGUGCUCUUCACUUCCGCUCUCAUCAUGGCGAUGGUCUACACCUACUCCCAGGAUAACCGCGGCAAGAGGGCGACGUUCAUCAUCAUUCCAAUGCCUGUCGAGUAUCUGCCCUUCGCGAUGCUUGCGUUCACUUUGGUUAUGUAUGGCCUGCCUGCAGCAUUAGCUGAGGGCAUGGGUAUUUUCGCCGCUCAUCUCUACGACUUCAUCACGCGCAUCUAUCCCACCUUCGGAGGCGGCCGUAACUGGAUCAAACCCCCGGGCUUUGUGCGUCGAUACUUCCGCGGGGUCACCUCGAACCCCACCGUUCGCCCAUAUGGGACAGCUUUCCGUCAGCCUGCAUCGCAGCCUGAGCCGUCGACGGCGGCGGCGUCGUCGUCGUCCUCUGGUGGUGGAUGGGCCUCGGCGUUCCAGCGGACCCCGGAUUCUUGGAGUGGUCGGGGUGCUGGACGACGACUUGGCUGA
Messenger RNA from Penicillium waksmanii, 960 nucleotides. RefSeq lists its product as uncharacterized. Gene Ontology annotation, cellular component: endoplasmic reticulum membrane; Hrd1p ubiquitin ligase ERAD-L complex. Gene Ontology annotation, biological process: endoplasmic reticulum unfolded protein response. The record is from RefSeq and is a predicted model, not a curated record. The transcript is spliced from 5 exons. Gene Ontology annotation, molecular function: misfolded protein binding; ubiquitin-specific protease binding. NCBI's taxonomy places the organism in Eukaryota, Fungi, Ascomycota, Eurotiomycetes, Eurotiales, Aspergillaceae. The annotation marks the transcript as partial.